Parnassius apollo (apollo) is the source of this 1023-nucleotide messenger RNA. NCBI's taxonomy places the organism in Eukaryota, Metazoa, Arthropoda, Insecta, Lepidoptera, Papilionidae. The record is from the annotation of a GenBank genome assembly.
AUGGCAGUCAAGCUACUGAUUUUCCUUCUAGGAACAAUUAUGUUUGUAACAAUCUGUGGGCACCCGAUGCCAGAUAAUGAGCCUACUAUACCCGAGAUCUCUAUACCAGCUGAACCGUUAAAGGAAGCUCAUGCAAAAACAAACACGUCUAAUGCUGUACCAACUGAAGACCAUGGAAAAUCAAUAAAUGAGGAAGAGAGCCAGGAAAAACCUCUUCCAGAACAAGUCAACGAAAACGAUUCCACAGAACAACUCAACGAAAAAGUAUCAAAUAAAAAUAGCCCUGAAACUCAAGCACAAGGUAACGGGAACCCUGUUCAACCUGCUGUAAUGAUACAAACAAAUGACCAACCGUCGGAUGCAAACAAACAGCGCCAGCAGCAGCAGAAUCAACAGGACGUAAUAACGACUCCACAACAAGUCCAGCGACAAACUCCUAGUCGACAAGAGAAUCCACCAAACACUCAACUAAGUCAGGAGAUACCGAACUUACAAACGGUGCCGGAACUGCAACAGCAGCAACCAAAUCGACUUUACAUCGUGAUACCAGCACCAUCAAAUCAGUUACCAACUAACUUCCCUUUUCAACCGCUAUAUUUCAAUUCGAGCCAACGUCUAUCACAACCUCAAUUUAUAUUUAAUCAGCCUUCACCUAUGCUGCCAAUGUUAUCUUUUCCAUCAAUGAUGUUUCCAUCACAACAGUUUCCAGCACCGGCUUUUAUAACGGUACAGCCAGGAACUAAAACAGAAGACAUUCCACGACCGCUACAACCAAAUCAACAACUUGGUGGAAUGGCGCAACCCAAUCUGCUACCAACAUUUUAUGUGCCACCGAACACACCGUAUGGCAAUGUGCGACCACCGUUUCCAAUGGUGUUUAGUCCACCAGUACUACCUCAACUACCACAAUUUGUGCUUCAUAGUCAACAGACUAGUCCAUCAGACACUGUGAUAGGACAAUCUUCAGUUUAUUUAGGUCAACCCAAUCAAAACCAAGAGUUCAUUUUAAUUAGAACGAAGUAA